Nannizzia gypsea CBS 118893 is the source of this 642-nucleotide messenger RNA. RefSeq lists its product as hypothetical. Gene Ontology annotation, biological process: box C/D snoRNP assembly. The transcript has 2 exons. Bases 1 to 642 code for a protein of 213 amino acids. NCBI's taxonomy places the organism in Eukaryota, Fungi, Ascomycota, Eurotiomycetes, Onygenales, Arthrodermataceae. The record is from RefSeq and is a predicted model, not a curated record.
AUGUCCUCAUCGAAAGAACCUGAAGUAUUGACUUUCCGCGAUAAAGACCACUUGGGCGGCAUAAGCCGUGGCUCUGGCAAUUCGGACGCAAACGCAUCAAGCAAAGAACCAAAUCAAGAUAUUGGCUCAGAGAUAGCCACCAAAUCCUCACCACCUGAAUCGACAGACUCGGACCCGACAUCAUCGUCUGGGUCUUCAGAUUCAGAUUCGGAUUUCAACGAGGGGGAAAACUCGGACGAAGGACAGUCUGAUGAUGAUGAACGAAUGGAAGACCAGCCUAGAUCUAUACCUUCGAGACCAUCCGCUACCCUUCCAAACAACGCAGCCCUGCGUGCAAGACUUGCGAACUUUUUACCUUCUCUCAAAGCCGCGAAUGAAGACCUUGAGCGAGAAAUCGCUGCUGGAAAGUCUAUGACCCUUGAAGUUGAUAACGAAGAUGGGGGGCAGGGUCAGUAUAUUGAGAUGAAUCUUGGUCUGGGUGUACUUCAAGAAAAGGGGGAAGAAGAUGGUGGCAAUGGCAGUGAUGGUAGUGAAAGUUCUGGAAGUGCCAUGGACCCGAAAGAAGAGAAGAACAUCGUCGACAAACUUAUGGGAAAGAAAUCCGACUCACAAAAGCCGAAAAUUGAAGACCUGGGAGCUUAA